AUGCUGCUGUACACAGGCUAUUGGAUUACUUUCCGCUGCGACACCAGAGGAGUGCUCCCGAUGUUCCUGGACAGCGGAGUCCGGGGGCAACAAGUCGAGCCUGACAAGGACAUCUUCACGUCCUCUGGGGAGCUGAUGAAAGGGCGAUCACACCACCGAGAGGAGGGCGUCGAAGUGACUGAAAGGAUGCCUAGUGUCUUUCGAGGAGGACAAAUAGACAGCGUGGAACAAAAGCUUCUUGUUGGUGCGACAGACAACCUGGUUGCCGAGAGUGAGAAGCCUUUGUCGACCCCUUUGCCGACGAAAAACGACACCGCGGCUCUUUGGAUCACGCGGCCGUUGAACGACACAAUUUUGCCCUUGGGGGACAUUUUCCUGACUUUCGAAACGCACGGAUUUACGCCAGCCGUGGAGACUCCAAUCGAGGUGCUCAUGCCUCAAAACGGAGACACACCGUUCCUCCUGGAGAAAGGCAACUCUAUGAUCCUGUCUUCGGAUAUGCCGUGCACUCAACAAGUCACGUUGUACGCAACCGUUAGGGGGGAACGCGUAUCGGCGUCAGUUCUGUUUUCCACGGUUCUGGGCAGAGAAGCGAUACUGUCGGCCAGGACACCGUUGCCGUCUGGUGCUGCGUGGGGUCGUCCGCGUUUGAUGGUAUGCCCUCCCCUAGUACGCGAACACGAGGAGGGCUAUAAUUCUGCCAGCUUACCCAAGGGCGACACGAGUACCUGGCAGACGCAUGAGGGUGGGACGGGCGUGAUGGUUGGAAAAGGAGGGGUCUAUUGUAGUAGUGGAAGUGCAGAAUCACAGGGAUGCGAUUCCGGCGAGGAGACGACCGAGGGGCUUCCGCGUCCGAUAUCCCUCGUGUUUGUGGGGUCCUUGAGUCUAGACGGUCAAAAACACGUCUGGCUGCAGCAGCUGGAACAGUUUUCUCGGGUGCGAUUUGCUCCAAAAUUUUUGACGUUCGAAGAACAAGAGGGGAGAAACGGCAGCACCGCAGGCGCUUGGAAGAGCAACGCUGCCGAGAGUUUCAAGCAAAGACUGAGUCGUGCCGGCGUCCCGCUGGUCACGGUACGGUUGCCGCAAGUUAACUCGAGUUGGAUACACGAUAGUAUUGGCGGGCAAGUAGCGCCUACCCACACUCUCAAAGAGAUGGCCUUCAAGGCUGUGCUCGAGAGCAUCCAUCGUGCGGGGGGCAAUCCGCAUCUGAUGAGCCCUCCGUGGACCGGAGAAAUUUUCCAACACAUCGCGGAUGCGGUCGAGAGCGCCUCUCCAGACGUGCUGGUCAUCGCCAAUGGGAAAACGUUGGGGGACGAUCUCCUUACGAAAGCCGCUCGAUGGGCAAUGCGCGACAACAGCGGCUUCAAGAUUGUGAUGGACUUCCCAAACAUUGGACCCGCACUGGGUGUAGAUGUUGAUGUGAUAGCCACACCGUCGCACUACGUGGCCCGGCAUCGGGACACCAAAGCUCUGGCCGCCGCGGCCGGGGCAGAGGUGGUGGUCAUUCCUCCCGGGGUUCCGGUAGCGCCUACCCUAUCACAGGCGAAGAACCUCCUUGCUGACGAAUUGCUGUCUCUCGACAGAACGUCGGGAGAGCUGCGCCGUGAACGUGUCUGCGACAGCGGUAUGCUGAACAAACUCGGGUGUUGUGAUCCAGCCUGCCACGUGGUCGGCUUUGCAGGCCGUUUAGCCCCCGAGAAGGGCCCUGGUCUGUUCAUGGUCGUUGCUGAGGCCGUCGCAAAGCUGAUCCCUUCUGCUGUUUUCGUCGUCGUGGGAGACGGCCCCCUCAGAACCUCGUUGGAAGCAGCGGCUGAGAGAAUGGGGAUGGCGAGCCGAAUGCACUUCGCGGGCUGGGCCGACGAGGGCGACCUCGAGCGCCUCCUGGCCGGAAUGACCCUCCUCUUCAACCCCAGCCUGUCGCAAUCGGAGACGUUCUCCAUCGUCAACGUCCAGGCGAUGUCGGUCGGGACCCCCGUGGCCGCGUUCGGCAUCGGUGGGAUGCUAGAGUACGGCAACUUGGCGCUCUUGGACGACACCGACCCCGGCGCGAUCUCGACGGCGAUGGCGGGUCUCCUGCUCGAUCGCCCACGCCUCGAGGCCUUGGCCAAGAGGGGUAGGGUACACGUUUCGUCCGCCUUUAGGGCGGACGUUGCGUUGGAUCGCUGGGCCGAACUGUACCAGAGUCUAGGUGGAGGGAUGAUGUGCAGCGACUAG
Molecule: messenger RNA, 2214 nt
Organism: Ectocarpus siliculosus
Lineage: Eukaryota; Phaeophyceae; Ectocarpales; Ectocarpaceae
Source: the annotation of a GenBank genome assembly